Funneliformis mosseae is the source of this 546-nucleotide messenger RNA. Lineage: Eukaryota; Fungi; Glomeromycota; Glomeromycetes; Glomerales; Glomeraceae. The record is from the annotation of a GenBank genome assembly.
AUGGGUCUUUCAAUCUCCAAACUACUUUCCGGUUUAUUUGGAAAGAAGGAGAUGCGCAUUCUGAUGGUUGGUUUGGAUGCUGCUGGUAAAACCACCAUCUUGUACAAACUUAAACUCGGCGAAAUUGUUACAACCAUUCCUACUAUUGGUUUUAACGUUGAAACCGUAGAAUAUAAAAACAUUUCUUUUACGGUUUGGGACGUAGGUGGUCAAGAUAAGAUCAGACCAUUAUGGCGCCAUUAUUUCCAAAAUACUCAGGGUAUCAUUUUUGUGGUUGAUUCAAAUGAUCGUGAACGUAUUUCAGAAGCUAGGGAGGAACUUCAGCGUAUGUUAAAUGAAGACGAAUUGCGUGAUGCUCUUCUUUUGGUGUUUGCCAACAAACAAGAUUUGCCAAAUGCCAUGAAUGCUGCGGAAAUUACCGAUAAACUCGGACUUCAUUCUCUUCGACAGCGUCAUUGGUACAUUCAAGCCACGUGCGCUACGAGUGGGGAUGGACUUUAUGAAGGUUUAGAAUGGUUGAGCACCAAUUUGAAACGAAAAGUUUAA